This is a messenger RNA of Ascoidea rubescens DSM 1968, 1831 nucleotides long. RefSeq names its product class II fumarate hydratase. Gene Ontology annotation, molecular function: fumarate hydratase activity. The record is from RefSeq and is a predicted model, not a curated record. Gene Ontology annotation, biological process: malate metabolic process; fumarate metabolic process; tricarboxylic acid cycle. Lineage: Eukaryota; Fungi; Ascomycota; Saccharomycetes; Ascoideales; Ascoideaceae. Bases 141 to 1619 code for a protein of 492 amino acids. The transcript has a single exon. Gene Ontology annotation, cellular component: tricarboxylic acid cycle heteromeric enzyme complex; mitochondrion.
AGAGUAACUAUCCACUUCCUGAACACUGUUUGUUUAGUAGCCAUUCGAUCGUUUUGUUUAACUUGCCUUAUAUUUCUCUAGUUUUCUGGUCUUUUUCGUCUCUUCUUAAUCCCAUUAACCACAUCGCCUAAAGCAACAAAAUGAUCAGUGCCAGACUUUUAUCAAAAUCUACUAUCAAACCUUCAUUGGUUUCCAAAAGAGCGUUUCAUUAUUCAUCUUUCGCUUUAAGUAAGAGAAUUGAAACUGAUGCUUUUGGUGAAAUCGAGGUUGAAGACUCCAAGUACUGGGGUGCCCAAACCCAAAGAUCUUUACAAAACUUCGAUAUUGGUCAACCAACUGCUAGAAUGCCAGUUCCGGUUAUCAAGUCUUUUGGUAUCUUGAAAAAAUCAACCUCAAUUAUAAACGAAAAAUACGGUACUUUAAAACCUGAAAUUGCCAAAGCUAUUCAACAAGCUGCAACUGAGGUUGUGGAAGGUAAAUUAACUGACCACUUCCCAUUAGUCGUCUUCCAAACCGGUUCUGGUACUCAGUCAAACAUGAACGCCAAUGAAGUUAUCAGUAACAGAGCUAUUGAAAUCUUAGGUGGUAAAAAAGGUUCCAAAAGCCCUGUUCACCCAAAUGACCAUGUCAACAUGUCCCAAUCUUCCAACGAUACUUUCCCAACUGUCAUGCACAUCGCAGCUGUCUUGGAAAUUACAAACACUUUGAUUCCAGAAUUGAACUUGUUCAAGGACUCAUUAGCUAAGAAAGUUGACGAAUUCAAAGACAUUGUCAAAAUUGGUAGAACCCAUUUACAAGACGCUACUCCAUUAACUUUAGGUCAAGAGUUUUCUGGUUACUUGCAACAAGUUAUUAAUGGUAUUGCCAGAGUUGAAUCCACCUUGCCAAACUUGAAAUAUUUAGCUCAAGGUGGUACUGCUGUUGGUACCGGUUUAAAUACCAGAAAAGGUUGGGAUUCUGAUGUUGCCAACACUGUUGGUGAACUUACUGGUAUUGAUUUUAAACCCGCUCCAAACAAAUUUGAAGCUUUAGCUGCUCAUGACGCUAUUGUUGAAGCCUCCGGUGCUUUGAAUACUUUGGCAGUUUCUUUAUUCAAAAUUGCUCAAGAUAUUAGAUACUUGGGUUCUGGUCCAAGAUGUGGUUAUGGCGAAUUAUCUCUUCCAGAAAAUGAACCAGGUUCCUCAAUUAUGCCUGGUAAAGUCAACCCAACUCAAAAUGAAGCCUUGACCAUGAUCUGUACUCAAGUCUUUGGUAACAAUGCUGCCAUCACUUUUGCUGGUGCAUCCGGUCAAUUUGAAUUAAAUGUUUUCAAACCAGUCAUGAUCUACAACUUGUUAAACUCCAUUCAAUUAUUGAGUGAUGGCUUGAGAUCUUUCAGAUUAAACUGUCUCGAUGGUAUUAAAGCCAACAAGGAAAAAAUUGACAAAUUAUUACACGAGUCUCUUAUGUUGGUUACUGCUUUAAAUCCAAAAAUCGGUUACGAUAAGGCUUCCAAAGUAGCCAAAAAUGCUCAUAAAAAGGGUAUAACAUUAAAGGAAUCCGUUUUAGAAUUAGGUUACUUAACUGAGGAAGAAUUCCAUCAAUGGGUUGUUCCAGAAAACAUGAUAGGUCCUAAAUAGACUAUCUAUUGUCUCUAUUGUUAAUAAUUUAUUUUUUUCCUAAACAUUUUUAACAAGCAAACUCACUUUUAAACUCGGUUCUAAAUGCAGUUUUCUUUGUUUUCUUUGUUCUCUUUGUUCUCUUUGUUCUCUUUAAGUUCAAUAUUCUAUUUUAGUUUAUAUAUAGUAAUGUGAUGUGUAUGAUUCAACAAACAACUGUUUGUGGAGACCAA